UGUGUUCAAACUAACAGGCUGGGACGUGGUGAAGAUGCAGUUAGUGGUAGAUCCUGGACUAGAAAACAGUUCACCUGACAAGAGGUCCAGUGGGUGAAUAUCCGUGGUUGUGUUCAGUAGGAAACCAGCCUCUACUCUCUGCUGCUUUUAAAUCCUUGAGCCUGUUUUCAUUUGAAGUAUGAGAAUGAGCUUGGAUGCUUCCUGGGAGGACACAAGCUGGACUCUACUCACUUCCGGUUGCAUCAAACCUGGCUGCUGAAAGUCAGAUAUGCCACACUUCUGCCUGCCGUUGGCAACCCUCCUGGACUAGGCUGCUUUUGUUAAUCACAUGGAUGUUGCGGGUGACUUUGGGUGCAGACCUCUUCACUGUUCGAGAGAGGGGAGCCUGACAAGGUGUGCUGCUUAAUACACAGGCUGACCAAGUUCGACUGUCUCCAUUUUCCUGGUGAAAAACUGAGUCUGAGCGUUCCUAUGAGGAAGGUCCUGUUAAUAUCCACCUUUUACAGUCAUGCUUAACAAAUAUGAGAUGAACAAACAAAUAUAUGCACAGACAAAUGCUGCUGGUCUUCCCCUAAGAACCUUGAGCACUGUGGCUGCUCCAACUUAUCAAAUUACCAGCCUCCUCCUUCUGAUGUCCUGGUCCUCCUACAUUGACCCCGGUUAGCAUCACUGACUGUUCCCGCUGCUGGGAGGUGUUUGCCACAACUUCUGCAUACAUGAGAACCUGCAUGUUCACCCUAAUAUGGACUCCGGCCAGAAUCUGAGUUGGAAGAUACAUGAGUUGUGGACUUUCCUAUACCGGAGGUCAGAAUGCUGCCCCUCUGUCAUGCUCUAGCUAUAGCUGUUGUCCAGAUUGUUAUCUUCUCAGAAAACUGGGUGUUCUCCAAGAACAUCAACUUCUAUGAUGUGAGGCCUCCUCUUGACUCUACACCAUUUCCAAACAGCUUCAAGUGUUUUACCUGUGAAAACGCAGGGGAUAAUUAUAACUGCAAUCGAUGGGCAGAAGACAAAUGGUGUCCGCAAAAUACACAGUACUGUUUGACAGUUCAUCACUUUACCAGUCAUGGAAGAAGUACAUCCAUCACCAAAAAGUGUGCCUCCAGAAGUGAAUGUCAUUUUGUUGGCUGCCAGCACAGCCGAGAUUCUGAACAUACAGAGUGUCGGUCUUGCUGUGAAGGAAUGAUCUGCAAUGUAGAAUUACCCACCAACCACACUAACGCGGUCUUCGCUGUAAUGCACGCUCAGAGAACGUCCGGCAGCAGUGCCCCCACGCUUCACCUCCCAGUGCUUGCCUGGUUCUUCGUGCUUCCAUUGCAAUGAUGCCACCAUACCAAUGAGAGGCAGAGACCCGCCCUCUGAAGCACAAGCUAACAACUGUGAAAACAGUGAAUUUCUGAGUGAAGACCGAUCUUGCACUUGGUCAAGAAUGCAUAUUGGACCCCAAAGCAGAAGCCGUUGUUUGCUUAGCUACAAUGCUCCUGCAUGAGGUCACUGGAUUGAGGAAGGGGAUUUGGCAGGGACUGAGGGGAUUUUCUGGCUUCCAGGCUUCCUGGUCAAGGGGGCUGCAUUUUGUCACUUCUGCAGGGGUCCUGCCAUUCUACAACGGGCAGGUCCAGUAGCCUGUAUUGUCCUCGCCUGACCAGGCCUUGAGCUGAAAGGACUCCUUGACCUCGUUGACUUCUUCAGAGGCUGCUGGGUCAGACCCUCUUGUUUCUGUGAUUAGCUCAGAGCAUCCCAAGAAAUCUAAGUCUUCCCCCAAUGAGAAAUUAGUUCCCCUACCAACAGCGUAGUCAAUGAGAAAGGCAACUAUAGGAAGAAGACUUCCAGUUGAACUAAUAGGAAACCCAUUUGCUAAUUGUGGGGGGAAAUAAAGCUUUUAAAUUAUACAAUGUAAAAAUGCAUGCUUGUGUGUUUCUUG
Diceros bicornis minor is the source of this 1918-nucleotide messenger RNA. It is a transcript of the gene LYPD6B, whose product is annotated as LY6/PLAUR domain containing 6B. Lineage: Eukaryota; Metazoa; Chordata; Mammalia; Perissodactyla; Rhinocerotidae. Gene Ontology annotation, molecular function: acetylcholine receptor regulator activity. The record is from RefSeq and is a predicted model, not a curated record. The transcript has 11 exons. Bases 811 to 1320 code for a protein of 169 amino acids.